This is a messenger RNA of Leguminivora glycinivorella, 4722 nucleotides long. It is a transcript of the gene Rcc1, whose product is annotated as regulator of chromosome condensation-like. Lineage: Eukaryota; Metazoa; Arthropoda; Insecta; Lepidoptera; Tortricidae. The record is from RefSeq and is a predicted model, not a curated record. Gene Ontology annotation, cellular component: cytoplasm. Gene Ontology annotation, molecular function: guanyl-nucleotide exchange factor activity.
GUGCUGAAUGGCUUAGGUCACACGCUACUGAUGCGUUGUUUGGUUCGCGGUAUCUCUAUACAAAUGCAUAAUAUAACCUAUUCUCGCUUUGCAUAAAUCUGUUAGAGUGUAGCCUUGUAAUUGAUGCAGAUGCAGUGCAGAAUGCCGGCCGCGCGGGGCGUAAAACGCACGGCGUCGAAAACCACCUCUGCCACGUCAUCCAACGCCCCGAAGAAUAAGAAGAAACGCGCAGCGUUCCAACUUGAAAUACCUAGUGCACCCAAGAAGAGGGGUUCCGUGUUUACAUGCGGCCAGGGAGAUGUAGGGCAACUUGGGCUUGGGGAAGAUGUUAUUGAAACAACUAAAUUCAAGUAUGUGUCGGGUCUCGGAGACAAGAUCGUGGACGUGUGUGCUGGUGGCAUGCACACUAUUGCUCUGGACUCCGAUGGAAAGGUGUGGACCUUUGGCUGCAACGACGAAGGUGCGCUCGGGCGUCCUACGUCCGGCGAAACUGAAGAAGGCACCGCAGGCGCUGUGAAGCUGCCCGCUAAGGCUGUAGCCAUCUCGGCCGGAGACUCCCAUUCCGCAGCAUUGCUGGAGGAUGGGCAAGUGUACGCCUGGGGAGCCUUCAGGGAUUCCCACGGGAGCAUGGGUCUUGUGAUGCGCGGUCGCGAAGGCAAGGCGUGUCGGGAACCCAUCCGGAUUGACAUUGGUGAACCUGCUGCCGAUGUGGCUUCCGGUGGCGACCAUCUUGUUAUACUGUCGACGACGGGCGGCGUGUACACGAUGGGGUGCGGCGAGCAGGGCCAGCUCGGCCGCCUCGCGCAGCGCUCCGCCUCGCGCGACUCGCGCCAGGGCUUCAGUGCCCUCCUCGUGCCAGCGAAGGUGACCCUAAAGUGGGCAGCGUCCCAUAUCUGGGCGGGUUAUCAUGCUACUUUUGCACUGACACCGCAGCCGACAAUGUUCGCGUGGGGUCUCAAUAACUACGGACAACUCGGUAUAACAGGAGAAAAACGCAAGACAGCACUCUACGCGCCAACAGAAUGCGACGCAUUCACCCAAGGCAGCAGCUGGCAGAGGGUCGCCUGCGGACAACACCAUUCAUUGGCUCUGGAUUCUAAGGGACAAGUCUUUGCCGUCGGUCGGUGCGAAUAUGGACGGUUAGGUCUGGGCGACAGAGAAGGAGACGCGGAGAAUUUGGAGCCGGUGCCGGCGCUCGUCGGCAAAAAGUGCGUCAGCAUCGCCGCCGGCACUUGCAAUAGCUUCGCCGUCACUGAUACAGGUGAAGUGCUCGGCUGGGGCAUGGGCAGCGAGGGCCAGCUGGGCACGGGCGCCGCGGCCGACGCCGCCGCGCCCGCCGCCGCCGUCGCCGCCUUCCAGGCCCGCCGCCCCGGCAAGGUCGCCGCCGGCGCGCAGCACACGGCGCUGCUCGCGCUAGACACAUCACCCGUGAAAGAAAAGUCCCCGACCCCAGAAAUGGAAACGGAAGAGCAGCCAGUAGAAGAAGCGCCAAAAGAGAAGGAGAAGCCGAAGGGCAGACAGAACAAGAAGCAGAAGAGAGGAGAGCAAGAGGAUGAGGUGUCUUCCACGUCCAGCGCGCAGCCUGAGGUGCCCGAGGAGACUAAACCGCAGAAAGUGAAUGGUGAUGAGAAGAAGGAAACUCCAAUGGAAGUAGAGGAAUCUGACAACUCACAAGACAAAAAAGAGGACACGAAACCGGAAUCAGAAGCCGCUGAACCACCAAAAACGGAAGAACCCACAGAGAAAGCCCCCGAACCAGCACCAGAACCCACACCAGAAAAACCCACAGAAACCACACCACUCUCCCAGCCCAGUGAAGACAAAACAGAGACAGAAAAACAACAAGAGAAAUCAGAAGACGUCGAAAUGAAGGAUGAGAAAGUCAAUGGGGCACCCGAGGAGGAAAAAACUGAAGUGGAAGCCAAGAAAGUGGAGGAAGCGAUACCAAACGACACAGUUGUGGCCACCACGGCGUGAUCCUAGAGUGUAGUGCGCGUUUGUGACGAGAUUCCACUUGCGUAGACUGUGAAAAGCUGUUCUGGUGUCAUUCAUGGUGCCCUGUUGAAGGAACUACACACUGAAGGUCUCCAGACAUAGCGACGCUGAAUCUGCUUUCGACGAUAAAAAAUUGCUUGUUAAUAUGAACUACUGCUGCAUUCAGCGACGACCACGCAUAAGCGUCUUCAUACUAGCGAGCGACUUCUGGUCGGGUAUAACCGAAUCGGCGUCGGUAUGUUUGGGGAUAUCAUAAGCGUUUUAUGAGCGUCUAGAAAACUACAGAUGCUAGACAUAACAUCAAUUUUUAUAGCGCUGACUCAACGCUGAAAGUAAACGCUAGUGUGGGUUGUCCUAGGCGUCAUCCAUAUAUUACGUCACAGUGUAAGGGGGGGGGGGGUCAUACUAAAUGUGACAAUCCCUGUUAAAGGGAUACAAAAAAACCUGAAAUUUGGUGUGACGUAAUAUGUGGAUGAUCCCCUAUUCAAAACUAUACAAAUCAAACAAAUAUAGUAGUUUGUUCCAAGCCGAUUUCAAUGUUACUAUCAACGUCUAUCAAACUUGGAAAUUUAGUUACACGAAAAAUAUGGCGACGUAUAGCACCAUCUAUCGUCUGUCAAACUAAGUAAUUGCGAUUUUCUUAAACUUAUUUUAGUCUUUGAUCAAGAUUUAAAAUAAAAUACAUUUCAGUGUUCAGAGUAGUGACUCCAAACUAAACUUAGCUACCUAAGUAUAAUGUAGAUAAAAUAUAAGAAAGAUUUUAAACGUAUCAGUAACAAGCUUUCAUCAGUCCAUGUAAAAUAAAGGAGUGUUUCACUCGUUCUUGUCACAAAUGCUUUCAAAUUCGGUUAAUGUACAGGCUGCUCACACUAACAGUUUUAAUAAAUGUUUAAAAGUAAUGGUUUAUUUUUGUAAAACUUUGGAAGUAAGUAUUUUGAAAUACCGUGUGUGGGCAGCCUUUUAAGGGUUUCAUAUCAAACAGUAAUACAUUCAAUAGUUCAAUUCUCUCUUAAUAGGAAAUUAGAUAAUUCCGUACAGUAAGGAUUAUAAACCGGUUUUGUCUGCUCAAACGCAGUUUUGUCUAUGGUUUGUUAAGGACUUUAGUGAGUGUGCAAGAAAUCGCAUACGAUUUUUGCAGAUCGAUUUGUUGCAAAGCCAGUAAAAGCCUUAAAUUGUGGAUUAAACUGCUUUGUUUUAUUAAAUCCGGUUGUUAAGAUAUAACCGGUUUUUCCCUACAUUAGCCGUUGAUGUUCAUUGUAAUCAAAUUGUUGUAUAUUUCAUAAAUUUAUGACGAGAUUUAAACAUAAGAGUUCCGGUUUGGGGACGGCCGUUCUUUGACCUGUAUUUAAGCUAAAAUAAUUUGUGUAUUUCCGUUUUUGACAUAAUAAUGUGAUUUCGGUGUAAGUUGAAGGUUUUCCCGCAAUGUCAUUGGUUUUCUACCAGGGUCCGAUUUUGCAAACUAAUCACAUCGGACUUUGAUAAACAUUUUGUUAGGUAAAUUAAAACGGUCACUCGGAUCAGUCACAUGGUAGCUCUACAUGUUGCUAUAGGCUACGGUGCCUGCCUACUAGGUGGGCUGUGUGCUUGUUUGCCACCAACGUGGUGUGAGAUAAAGAAAUUUGUACUCCCAUUUUCGGCAUUAUUGUCAAAUGAGAGAAUUCAUAUUAAACUACAGUUUCGCUAAAGGUUCGUCCACACUUUCCACUGAUGUUAUAUCCAAAAGUGUUCCAAAAUCGAUGAAAUCCGUUUUAAUAUAUUUAAUAUUUUGUCAGCUUGUAAGCGGUUACAUGAGUAAUCAGUAGAACUUUGAGUUUGCUAGAUAUCUAUUUAAAUAAGUUCGCAAAGUGUAUGAUUGUAGGUACAGUCUGGAAUACCAGGGGCCCGUUUCUCGAAAGGUACAAGCCUUGUAUUACAAGUGUGUUUCCAUGACAACCCAUACGAUUUGACAGUUCGCGCACUUGUAAUACAAGGCUUGUACCUUUCGAGAAACGGGCCCCAGGGAUCCGGGAUGUUUCACCACAGUGACAUUGACGCUUGAGCUUAUUGACACUGUCAAUUCUGUGCCUAUUUCUGGGUAACUGAUAAGUAACAUUGUUGGACUUUAGAUUGACCCAUGGAACAUGGCGGAUCGUCCUCCGAUAUAUUUUUUUAUUUUUUGCAUUCUGCUGUUUAAUAUGAUAAUAGGUUUAUAAGUUUGAUAGGAUAUUAUGCAGUGAAUAGCCUGCGCAAAGAGUGCAUUUAAUGAAGAAUUCUUUUGGAGAUACGAAUAACCAAUUCUACGGACAUCACUCGGCAGUUCGUGGUCCCGGCCGCCAUCAUGCUUUGUACUGCUGCUCCAGCUAUCCUCCAGUGCAUCGCGAAGGCCUUGUUCGCAAAAAAACUGCUUAUACUAUUUUAUAUAUCUCUGUAAUUUACUUGACAUUGGCAAAGUGCCCUGGUAGCAGAAAGCCAUUAUUAUACGAAUAAAUAAAAAGUAACAUUGUUACUCAGCUUCAAUAUUUGUUUAACGGGCAAAAGAAGUGUCACUGUUGUGAAAUAGGCCACAGGGAUCAGAUUCAGUAACAUUUAGUAAACUUUUUGUUGAAUUGUUUAUUUUAUUUUAUAGAUAUUUUCGUGCAUGAUUCUAAAGUACAAGAGUACAAUUACACGACGCUAAUGUUUACUUGUUACGAUAAAAUGAACUAUAGUUAUAAUGAUUGUGUUUUAAUAAUAAAAACGUAGUGGAAA